This is a messenger RNA of Bombyx mandarina (wild silkworm), 1305 nucleotides long. Its product is annotated as Hormone receptor 51. Lineage: Eukaryota; Metazoa; Arthropoda; Insecta; Lepidoptera; Bombycidae. The record is from RefSeq and is a predicted model, not a curated record. Gene Ontology annotation, biological process: regulation of DNA-templated transcription. Gene Ontology annotation, molecular function: zinc ion binding; DNA-binding transcription factor activity; sequence-specific DNA binding.
AUGAAGGAACAACUCCGAAGGCGCGAAAAAGAGAACCAGUCACCGUUGCGUUGGUCGCCGCCAUCUUCUGCAGCUCUGGUGGCUGCAGCACUCGCGCCCCCGACCCUACGACCUUGGCUACCAGAGCCUCCCACGAAGAAGUCCAACCAUUUGGGUAAGACAGGUCUGAUAUGCGUUGUCUGCGGCGACACGAGCUCCGGGAAGCACUACGGGAUCCUCGCCUGCAACGGCUGCAGUGGAUUCUUCAAAAGAUCCGUCAGGAGGAAACUUAUUUACCGGUGUCAAGCUGGUACCGGCCGCUGCGUCGUGGAUAAGGCGCAUAGGAAUCAGUGCCAAGCGUGCAGACUGAAGAAGUGCCUCGCCAUGGGAAUGAAUAAAGAUGCCGUGCAAAAUGAAAGGCAGCCCAGGAAUACCGCGACCAUUCGGCCUGAAGCUCUGCGGGAGAUGGACCAGGAAAGAGCCCUGCGGGAAGCGGCGGUGGCUGUGGGCGUUUUCGGACCCCCUGUAUCCCUGGCGAUGGCGUUGUCACCGGCGCGCUACCCACUGCUGUCGCCACCCUACGCGCCGCCCCAGCCGCCGGCGCAGCCCGACUCCUCGAGGGACCACGACGACAGAGCACACACCGAUAGUGACGAUGACAGCAUUGAUGUGACCAACGAAGAGGACUCGACUUCUUACUCACCACCAGCUCUGACCUAUGGACAGAACUGCGCUCCGUAUAGGCCACUUGGCGUGGAGAGUGCAGCCGAGACGGCAGCCCGUCUCCUGUUCAUGGCCGUGAAAUGGGCCAAGAACCUACCUUCGUUCGCCAGCCUGGCCUUCAGAGAUCAGGUAAUUCUGCUGGAGGAGUCGUGGUCGGAGCUAUUCCUUCUGAACGCCAUCCAGUGGUGUCUGCCGCUCGACGCCGCCUGCACGGCCCUCUUCGGGAACGAUCAGCUCGAUCAAGAGGGCGGGGGCUCGUCGGCGGCGCUGCGGCGGCUGCGCGAGGUGCUGUCCCGGUACCGCGCCGUGUUCGUAGACCCGGCGGAGUUCGCCUGCAUGAAGGCCAUCGUGCUCUUCAAGUCAGAAACGCGCGGUCUCAAAGACCCUCUCCAGAUCGAGAACCUGCAAGACCAAGCGCAGGUGAUGCUGAUGACGCACGCGCGGACGGCCCACGGCGCGGCCCCCGCCAGGUUCGGUCGCCUGCUACUGCUGCUGCCGCUGCUACGCAUGGUCGCGCCCUCGCAGCUCGAACGAGAAUUCUUCUCGAAAACGAUAGGGCAAACACCUAUGGAAAAGGUACUGGCCGAUAUGUAUCGAAAUUGA